Molecule: messenger RNA, 507 nt
Organism: Elaeis guineensis (African oil palm)
Lineage: Eukaryota; Viridiplantae; Streptophyta; Magnoliopsida; Arecales; Arecaceae
Source: RefSeq, a predicted model, not a curated record
AUAAGGACAGCUUGGGCCAGGGGGACCUGUGCCCGGAACAAGCCCCCUAAGCCUCUGCUAUUCCUCCUGCUAAUUAAGGCCAUGGCUUCUUCUCUAAUUCUCGUCCUAGUCUCUUCCCUUGCCUUCUUCUCCACCAUUUCUGAGGCCCAGACCUAUCCUCCCAUAGUGAAGGGCCUUUCCUUCACCUUCUACAAGUCCACCUGCCCCAACGCCGAGUCCAUUAUCCAAAACUACCUCUCGACGGCCUUUAACAGCGACAUCGGCCUCGCCGCCGGCCUCCUCCGCAUCCACUUCCAUGACUGCUUCGUUCAGGGGUGCGAUGGGUCGGUUUUGCUGGAUGGGACGCCGAGUGAUCCGAGCGAGAAGGACCAGCCGCCCAACCUGACGCUCCGGCCGGCGGCCUUCAAAGCCAUCAACGAUAUCAAGGCUCUUCUGGACCAGGCUUGUGGACAGGUCGUCUCCUGUGCCGAUAUUGCUGCCUUAGCCGCCCGUGACUCAGUCUCCUUG